Prunus armeniaca (apricot) is the source of this 1767-nucleotide messenger RNA. The record is from the annotation of a GenBank genome assembly. NCBI's taxonomy places the organism in Eukaryota, Viridiplantae, Streptophyta, Magnoliopsida, Rosales, Rosaceae.
AUGGGACAGCCAUAUAACUCUUUCCUAGUAUCAAUUCCUAUAACUUAUGUGCCAAUCAAGUAUCCCUUGAUAUCAAAAUGCGGCUACAUUGGUGGAUUGGAAUUUCAGCCUUCAAUUUCAAAUUUCGGCUAUGACCUCAAGCUUGAAAGCUUCCCAGGUGGAUCAGAAACCUUUGAAAUCAUUUUAAAAUUUUGUUACGGUCUUCCAAUGGACUUGAACCCUAACAACAUAGCACCACUAAGAUGCGCCUCAGAAUUUCUAGAAAUGACAGAAGAUCUUCAAGAUGGAAAUCUCAUUUCUAAGACUGAAGCUUUUCUCACAUUUGUAGUCCUUUCUUCAUGGAAAGACACCAUUACUGUACUUAAAUCUUGUGAAACUCUAUCUCCAUGGGCUGAAAAUCUUCAAAUUGUCAGAAGGUGCUGUAACUCAAUUGCUUGGAAGACUUCCAGAGUAAACAUUAUCGGAGAUACAGACUGUCAAGAAGGCUGGUGGUUUAAUGAAGUGGCUACCUUUCGAAUAGAUCAUUUCAUGAGGAUUAUAACAGCAAUAAAGGCAAAGAGUACAAGACCAGAAGUUAUAGGUAAAUGUAUCCUGCACUAUGCAGAGAGAUGGUUGCCAGGCAUGGAUGUGGAGUUUGAAGGACUAAGAGGAUACGGGUUCGGAAAAAAUGACCUCCAGUUCAGUGUAUUGAGUAGGUGUAAAGAGGAAGGGGGUUACGUACACAGCAAGGAGCAAAAAGCAAUUAUUGAAAGCCUAGUGAGCGUACUUCCUCCUAAAAAUGAAGCUGUUUCAUGUAAGUUCUUAUUGAGGAUGUUAAAGAUGGCCAUGCUGUACUCUGCAUCACCAGCUUUGAUUUCAGAGCUUGAAAAGAGAGUGGGGAUGAUGUUAGAAGAUGCCAACGUGAAUGAUCUGUUGAUUCCUAGUUGCAAUAAUGCAGAUCAAGGGAAACUAGUUAAUACAGUUCACCUGAAGAAUGCACAAUGCACAAUGCACGACACUGAAGUCGUGCAAAGGAUUGUGGAAUAUUUCUUGAUGCAUGAGCAGCAAGGACAGCAACAGAAGACUGCUAGAAUCAAUGUUAGUAAGCUGUUAGACAACUACCUAGCAGAGAUUGCUGAAGACCCAAACCUCUCCAUAACCAAGUUUCAAAUAUUGGCUGAAUUACUGCCAGAAAAUGCACGGACAUGUGAUGAUGGUCUCUACAGAGCCAUUGAUACCUACCUCAAGACCCAUCCUUCACUACCUGAGCAUGACCGGAGAAGGCUAUGUAGAAUAAUGAACUGUGAUAAACUAUCGCUUGACGCAUGCAUGCACGCUGCACAAAAUGAUCGACUGCCUAUGAGAACUAUUGUCCAGGAAAAAGAAAUGCAACCCAAGAACCUCUACCAACCACGAGCUAAGGUGCUUUUCUCAGAACAAGUAAAGAUGAGGACGGCGAUGCAAGAGAAGGAAUCACAAAGUGGCAAUAACUCUGAACAGGAAGGGAACUACUCAUCAACAGAUGCAGAGAUUAAGAAUCUAAAAGCAGAACUUGAGGAUGUAAAGAUAAAGAUGGCAGAGCUGCAGAGUGACUACUCUGAGCUGCAGCAAGAGUAUGAAAGGAUAGGCAGCAAGCAAAAGAAUGUGUCGGGUUGGAGUUUGGGAUGGAGAAAAAUUAAGAACUCUUUCCAUGCAAAAGUUGAGGGCAAUGAAACUGGAGAAGGCCAACAAAGACCCAACCCAGCUGGCAGAAGACCCCCCUCCAGACGAAGGUCAUCCAUGUCCUAA